UGUGGGAUGAAAGGGGGGAUCCCGAGCGGGAGCUGGAUGCACGCCGCCACGGAAGACUUUUCCUCGGAGCUGUUGCUGCUUGAGUCUCAGAUCCCGACUGUCAGCAGGGUGGGUUGUCUUCUUCUUCAAAGAUCUCAGGUCUGAGUGAGUCUCCGGUGUACGUGUAUAUAUGUUACCUAUAACAUAUAUAAUAUGUUGCAUAGCUAUUAAUCUAUCCCCCCCCUCCCCCCGAAAGGGACGAAAGUCUUUAAUAGGAGUUACUCUAUAUGUGGAAGCAAAGAAAUCUUCUUUCAAGUGGAGCUGCAGUUUUGCUGAAUAAUCACGUGUGAGUUAGGGGCGGGCUCUUGGCAAGGAGGUUUUUUACGAGUAUUUACUACAAGGUCUACUCCAGAAGAUUAACCAUCCCAAUCCUUCUGUCAGUCUCCGAUGCCAUGCCUGGUUAAAAAAAAAAAAAAAAAAUCUCAUCUUUUUUCCGAUCGUCAGUCACCCUAAAGAAUGGCCGAGCCUUCUGGGAACGAGCUGGCGUCCGCGGCUGCCAAGGGGGACCUAGAGCAACUUACUAAUUUGUUGCAAAAGAAUGUAAACGUCAAUGCACAAAAUGGAUUUGGGAGGACUGCGCUGCAGGUCAUGAAACUCGGGAAGCCCGAAAUUGCCAAGAGGUUGCUAAUCCACGGCGCCAACCCCAACCUGAAAGACAGUACCGGCUUCGCUGUAAUUCAUGAUGUAGCCAGAGAGGGUUUUCUGGACACUUUGCAGACUCUGCUGGAGUUCGAAGCUGAUGUCAACAUCGAGGAUGACGAGGGCAACCUGCCCCUGCACCUGGCCGCCCGCGAGGGGCACGUGCGGGUGGUGGAGCUGCUGCUGGAGCGCACGGAGUGCCGGGUGGGCCACCAGAACAAGCGGGGGGCCACCGCCUACGACCUGGCCAAGCUCUACAAGAGAGCCGCCGUGGUGAAGCUCUUGGAGGACAGCAGCUUCCCCCCAGCAGCCACGGAUUAAACUCGGCUGGGACGCGCUCUCCCUUGGACAUGAAGGCUCUCAGCCGCCUUUUUUCUUCUUCUUCUUCUUUUUUUUAAAUAACAUUUGUCACAACCUUAGUUCUACUAUUUUUUUUUUUUUUUUUUUUUUUUUUUUGGACAGCGGACAGCAUAAGUCUCAAGAAAUUCUCGAGGUGGGUUUUUAGAGAAUGGAAAUGUUUUAAAUACACCCUCCCGGCAAUUCCUUCCACCUGCCAUUUUACAAUGUAAUCACCGACUCAGCCGUCUCUAUGUUGGUCGUUCAUACCUAGGUUGUCAGUAUCAUGUUUUACAAUUUAUUUUAGGUCAUUCCUGUUAAGUCAUUAAUACAGAAGCUACAUAUGCACAUGCUUAAUGUUGCUGGACUUUAAGAAAAAAAGAGCUUACUGUGAUUUCUCCCACCUCUCAAUGCGCUCCCCCCCUCCCUCCUUUCCCCCCCUUCGGUCGGGCUUAAGAGUUUGAAGUCCUGUUUUGGAUUAAACCGGCCUUUUAAGGGGCAACCUGCAACUGCCGGCUCAGGCAGAGCUUGAAGGCAAAGGCUCCUUGGCCCGAGGACAAGGGAUAGCGUUCGAGGCUUUGGGAAAUAGCUGCAUUUUGACACUAACAAGAGCUUGUAGAAGUAGGUCACUUACUUUCUAAAUGUAGAUGAAACUUUCCCCCUUUGUGUAUUUAAACUUUCACCAAGCUGGUUUUGAAUUUAGAUACCAGAAACAGUAUAAGUGGUGGGGUGUUUUGAUUGCCAGAGGUUUUAACUGGCUCAGUUUAGUAGUUCGUGUUUACUGUGCACCGAACGAGACGUUUUUUCUAGUUUCAAAACAAGCAGCAGAGAACCAAUGUCAGAGGCAAGAGAACCUGAAGGCUGCAGUACAACAAGUUUUCUGGGCACUUCAUAAGCUGCGUGCAGUUUAGAUGCUCUUUAAGAAAGAUUUGCUUUCCACCAACCCUUCUGUUUUGCCGGGAAAUGAACUAUUUUAAUGAUAGAUGCAUCUCACGCAACAGGACUCUUUGAAUACAGUGACAUUUAGGAAGCAGCACAUUUGAUAUUGGGGAAGUUAUGCUAUUGCUUGCACCUAAAACACAAUUUAACCAUUGAAAAAUUUCCAUUGCAAUACUGUUGAGGGUAUUCAUCAGCCUCAACUCCAUUUACCCCUCCAGCUACAACAGGAGCUAACGACGCUCAGCACCGGAUCGGAAAGGGUUCAGUAUGAAACUCGAAACAUUUGCCCAGGCUCUAGUUGUUGGGCAGACGGGCCAUUUCAAGUGCUUCAUUUCAAAUAGUCUGAAUUCUAAUUGCGCAAAAGAGAAGGUUUUAAAUCAAAGCAAAAUGAAUAGUACUGAAAAUAGCACUUAAGAGAGGAGAGGGUGUACAUUAGUUCAGAUUUUAACUCCUCAAAAAAAGAAAGAUUUAGCCCCACAAAAUCAGUUCCUUCCGUUUUCAAGUAAAAUGUAAUUUGCUGAAACUAUCUGUCACGUUUACUA
Molecule: messenger RNA, 2495 nt
Organism: Egretta garzetta (little egret)
Lineage: Eukaryota; Metazoa; Chordata; Aves; Pelecaniformes; Ardeidae
Gene: CDKN2C
Product: cyclin dependent kinase inhibitor 2C
Exons: 2
Coding region: 496-999 (167 amino acids)
Biological process (GO): negative regulation of cell population proliferation; regulation of cyclin-dependent protein serine/threonine kinase activity
Cellular component (GO): nucleus
Molecular function (GO): cyclin-dependent protein serine/threonine kinase inhibitor activity; protein kinase binding
Source: RefSeq, a predicted model, not a curated record